ACAUCUAAACAGCUGCAUUUAGACACACGGGACUUGUUUACAAGGUCAAAUACAGACUUUUUCUGUGGAGUCUUCUGCCAUGCAAAAGAUAAUCAAAUGAAGGGACAUCUGGAACUUCCUUCGUUAGUGUCUCCUUUGGAAUAUACACACGAUGAUAAUGCCAAUAUGAAUAGCAGUGAGGCUGUUGAUAUGGAUAUCGACAUGGUAGGUGAAAAAAUUGUAGGGAUUUCUGACACAGCUGUUUCAAAAGAGUCAACACGGGAUUUCAAUGAAUGGGCUGUGAAAGAAACCCUUGAUGCGAUUACCAAUAGGAAAUUUUCGACUGUCUUAGAGGACUUGGAUUCUGUGAUUCAACCGAUUUCAUUAGAAUUUGAGCAAGAAUGCCGCAAUGACUCUGAUUUACCAUCUAAAAAUACUGAGAAAAUCAAAAGCACAUCAACUCUUAAGCCUCUUGAGCAUCCAUUGGAAAGCUCACUUUGUGGGUUGCCCAGUAGUAUGGGUGAAACUUGCAUCCUUCCUGGUUUUGAAGGCUUGUUGAAACUAAAUUCUAGUAAUAGAGCACCUAAAGCCCCAAGUGCAGAGGAGAAAAAUUAUUUGAAUGAGAGAAGAAUUGUGAGUCAAGUAAAAGAGGAGAUUGGUUGUCAGGGUAUCUUGCAAAUAGCUUUUGGAGUUAGUAGUCCACAACGGCAAGGAUCUAUAGAAGAUUACAGUUCACGAGGAUCUCAAAAACAGCACCAGGUUUUGGCAUGUCAUUUGGUAAAUGAUCCUUCAGCUGCUUGUCCUCCUCCCUGUUUGUCAGGAAAGGGGACUAAAGUUGGAUCGCUAAUUAAAAUUGAAGGAAAUGACAAUGAAAAACCCUUUGAAAUGAGAGCGAAGAAAGGUCUGCAAAGUACAUUAUUCCUUAGCAAGGACAAAUCUAAAAUGGUUGCUGGUUCGUUUAAUGGUCCUUGUGCUGUAGAGGUCAAAGCUGAAAUUCAGGUGGAAGAUGAUAGAGUAAAUAAUAGUCAUGGACUGCAUGCCACAUUGCCCGGCAACAUGGAGACAUCACAAUGUUUGAGGCCUGUUGCUUCAACUAGGGUAAACUUGAGUGUAGCUGGGAGGUCAAGGGGGAAUACUGGUGCUGCCAGUGCUGGUGGGCUAAUUCGUGACAGAUCAGGAAAGUGGAUUGUUGGCUACAAUCUUAACUUGGGCAGGUGCAGUUCUUUAUCAACAGAUCUGUGGGCACUGUUUCAGGGAAUAAAGUUUACAUGGGAUAGAGGGUAUAGGAAAGUUCUGGUAGAGUCUGACUCCGUUGCUGCAGUGGAAUGUUUAAGGAAAGCCCCCUCUCUGCUGGAUUCUAAUAUAGCCCUCAUUAAGAGCUGCAGAGAUCUUCUCAAUCGUAAGUGGGAUUGCAAAGUCCAUCCUAUCCAAAGGGAAGAGAACUUGUGUGCUAAUUGGUUAGCUACUCAUGUUGAAGGCUGUUUACCAGGAUUGUCAAUCAUUAAGGUGCCACCUUUGGAACUAAAUCCUCUUCUGGAAAAUGAUUGCGUUCGAGUUGCUCAUACUCAGGAUUCCCCAUCUGCAGUAUCCUUUAGCCACUGUAAAUCCCACUGAAUUAUUGAAUGUGAGAAAAGGAAGAGACAAAAGGACAGAUAUUUCUCCGUUGCCAAGUUCGGUAGCUCAAAUACUAUAUACCUUUGUAAAGCCUCAACCAUGGAAUUCAACCUUUUUUGUCUAGUUGUAAAACACCAGGGCGUCCACCUGUUAGUUUAAAGUAUGGUAGGUUUUAUAAACAGAGUAAACCUGUAGCGUGAAAUAUUUUUUGUUAUCCUCUAGGCGGCUGCCUCUUACAUUUGUAUCAACGACUGACUUGUGACUGAAUUAUCUAGUAGCUUAUCAUUGUGCCGUAGCGCAAAACUCCUUGAAUGAGAA
Theobroma umbraticum is the source of this 1911-nucleotide messenger RNA. The record is from RefSeq and is a predicted model, not a curated record. NCBI's taxonomy places the organism in Eukaryota, Viridiplantae, Streptophyta, Magnoliopsida, Malvales, Malvaceae.